AUGGACGAUCAACUCAGUGCCGGAAGUACUAUUGAUAUAAAUGAGAUAUGCAACAAAUGGUUUGAUGGAUUUAAUAGGGUUUUAGAUCAAUACUUACCUGAACAAGUAGUUACUAUUAGUCCUAAUGAUAAACCGUGGAUGAAUUCGAAGGUACUGACAUUUAGCGAUAAGCAAGCGAGAUCGCUUAUUACGUAA
Messenger RNA from Paramuricea clavata, 195 nucleotides. NCBI's taxonomy places the organism in Eukaryota, Metazoa, Cnidaria, Anthozoa, Malacalcyonacea, Plexauridae. The record is from the annotation of a GenBank genome assembly.